AAGAGCAAGAAAGGGAGAGAGUCAUAAAUGCAAUAAUUACAGCUUAGGCAGAAAAAAGUGACGCACUCUCCUGAUUCAACAGGCUGCCUGCGUAGCUAACAACACUGCUGUCACACUGACAGCAAAGAAAACAAUUCUCUUUCUCUGGGUUCUUCUUUGGAUUUACUUUUCACCAGAUCUUUUUAUCUUUUAGUCAUGGAAUUGCUCCUGGAUUCUGGCUGAUUAUGACUUUCUCCAAGUUUUCUCAAAGUCAAACAGAAUCUUCCUGACUUGAUUCUGAAAGUAACAGGAAUCCUUUGCCAUGUCUGUGACUGCUCUGUUCAGGAGCAAGUUGUGGCAAAAAUCACAAGACCCCCAGGAGAAGCAUCCAUCACCUAUAGCUCAACCCAGCCACGAAGAAGACUAUGAUGAGGAUGACCCAAAAUCGGGGUUCAGCAGGGAGACUAUCCGCAGGAACUCUCGCUUUUAUCGCUCCAUGAGGAAGAAGAGGCUGGCCUCAUCUGAGCAGCCUGACAAUCCUAGUUUGGACCACAGUCCAUCUGGCAGAGCGGGGCUCUCCAUCCCUAACGUUCCCCCACCCAGCAAAUCACCUUUGUUGCCUAUGGGUAGACGCCCUCCGCCUUCGCCGCAGCUCCAUACUUCCAAGACUUGGUUGCCAAGCAAUGAGGCCAGCAGAAAGGAUGCUGUGGAUAGGAGAAGAGAAGGAGUGGGAGGAGGGAGGGGUUUGGACAUAUCUGCUGCCUCCAACAGCAAGCAUCAAGAUUUAACAGAAGGCAUGAUCACUUACCGGACUCACGCCAUUCAUAGCGGAGACAUAAAACAGCUGUCGGAUAAAACAGCUGCAGCGUGCACUGUACAGGAGGUCAGACGGACGACCAUGAACUCACCACGGACCAGCGUUGAGGGGGCAGACCCGGACAACACCAAGCUCAGGUUAUCCAGCAAUGGAGAAGGCUCCCAGACAAUCGGCCACGGCCUCAACAUCGUCAAAAACAUUGCUGUCCUUUACCAGGAAUACCGGGACACCUCCAAGCAGCAGGAGAUCGAGCAACGGCGGCAGCUUGAGAACCUUUCUCCUCGGGUCUCUGCAGGGACUGUGGUCGAAGAUUCUGGUGUCGUGCCUCCUCCAGUGUUACAGCUACAGCUGAGGAACAGUUCUCGCUCACUGAGCUUGUGGCAGAACCUGGAAGUUGUGCAGGCCAGUGGUCUGCUCACCCAGUUACAGCAAAAAGAAGUCAUAAUGCAAGAGGCCAUGUUUGAGCUUGUUACUUCAGAAGCAUCGUACUACAAGAGUUUGGAAGUUUUAGAGACUCACUUCCUACGUAACCCAGUUCUAACCAACACUCUCAGUCAAUCCGACAUGCAUUUCAUCUUCUCCAACAUCGAGGAAGUCAUGAAAGCCAGUGAAAGGUUCCUGAUGGAUCUUGAGCACCGAAUGGAGAAGUCGAUUUUGAUCUCGGAUGUGUGUGACAUUGUUUGCCACCAUGCUGGCGAACACUUCAAUGUCUUCAUCAAGUACGUCAUCAACCAGGUGUACCAGGAGAAGAACUACAGGCGCCUUUUAGAGGGAAACCAGGCAUUCCGGGAAGCCAUGACUACACUGGAGAACCAUACUUGUGUCAGGGGCCUGUCCUUCACUUCCUUCCUAAUCCUUCCCUUCCAAAGGAUCACAAGGCUCAAGUUGCUUGUACAAAAUAUCCUGAAAAAAGCAGAGGAAAACUCAGAGAGGGAGGCAAAUGCUAUAAAAGCACAUCAGCAACUGGAGCAGAUCGUGAAAGAGUGUAAUGAAGGGGUGAGAAAAAUGAGUCGCACUGAGGAGCUUAUCAGCAUUGAGAAAACACUGGACUUUAAAUCCAAGUCUGUGCCCAUCAUUUCCCACUCACGCUGGCUGCUGAAAAAAGGUGAAGUGCAGCUCAUGGCUGGACCUAAGAGCACUCGGACCAUGCGGAGUCGUAAGCUCUACCAACCAGUAUACUUGUUCCUUUUUAACAAUCUGCUACUGGUCACCAAGCGCAGCUCCAGUGGGGAAAAGUUCCAGGUUCUCGACUCAUGCACUCGGUCCAUGUUGAGGACUGAAGAUCUUGAAGACCAGGGCCAGCUCUUGGCUAACGUCUUUAAUCUUAAACUGCUGGAGAACCAAGAGGAUCGUCCAAUCAGCUACAUGUUGAAGACCGCCAGUAUGAGUGAUAAGCUUCGAUGGAUGUGUACCCUCACUCCUAACCGGCGCACACGCUUCAUGUCUACUAGCGCCCACCAACCAGACUCUCCCCAGGUGCAGUGCAUUCAGUCAUACUCAUCCCAGGAACCAGAUGAACUCUCCAUUGAGAUGGCUGAUGUUUUGAACCUCCUAGAGAGAACAAACGAUGGCUGGAUGAUGGGUGAAAGGCUCCAUGAUGGAGAAAGGGGCUGGUUCCCUAGUCGGGUUGUAGAGGAGAUCCAGAGCAAGGAGCUCCGGGCUCAAAACCUGAGAGAGGCCUUCAGGAUCCAGCAAGCCCAGGAAAGUGGAGGAGCAGCGCAAACUGGAGCCAGGAGUGGUUUAAGGGUGGGGAGACGCACCGGAAGGGCCUCCAACCAUUCCAAUUCUUGAAUUGAUCUAAUGGGGGAAAGUAGUGAAGUCAAGCAGUAAAGCAGGAAGAAUGUCACCGUUCAGGGCUAAAUACACCACAAGAAAUGACUUAAAUCCUUUACAGUGUCCCCUUGUCCUUUUGAUUUUCACUUAAUGGUUUUAGAAAUCCAAAUGAUCAAAGAGCUUGGGUCGAUAACCUUGUACAAGCCAUGCUGCAUGUCUUAUAUAAACGUGUGCUGCAGGUGUUAUUUAGCCCCACACACUGUAGUGUCAUGCAUGAAGCAAAGCUCUUUAUCUGGUCAGGAGCUAUGUGUGGAGAUGGAAAGAAACCCAGCAGGUCUUGUAAAAGUACUGUAAUCAUCCCUCAGCUGCAUGGGCAAGUUUUUAAAUGUGUUAAUUCCAUUGUAAAAAACACUUUUGCACUCUGGAUUCUACCCCAAAACACAAACCUUGUACGAUAUCCCAAAGAACUCAUUGCACUGCAACUUUAGAAAACACAUGCAAUUAAAAACAACACAAUGCAAUACAAAAACAUGCUGCAAAAUUAAAAAACACAACACAAUAUAUGAAGUGACUUGAGCUUUCAGGGCCAUCAUAAAGGUUUCUAUUAAAAAAAUAUUGUAUGGAUAUUAGAAAUGAUUAUUUAAAACGUUUUUGUCCAUGAAUAUUUAAAUAAGAGAGUCUGCUAAAGUGAUACUCCACCCAAAACCCUUUAUGAAUACGAAACACUGGCUACAGCCAGACAUGAUUGCUGGCUGUACAUUUUGUAAUGGGGUAGGUGGAGCAGGAUGGAUCCAAACUCAUGAGACAGAAACUCAAAAGAACAAAACAGAACUUCUCCAUCACAACAUAAAAGAAUCGGACAAAGAAAACCAGCCUUAAAUACAUCCACAGCUAAUCAGGGAAUAAAUUGCAGGUGUGCCAAAGACCAGGUGAUUGCACGGCAAAUGGUUAACAGGUGGAACUUAUUAGGCUGGGUCAAAACAUCUAAAUGGAUGGGAAAACACCCAAAGACAGGAAGUAAAAAUAGACAUGAUACACAGAAAUAAAAUAGACAACUGGUAAACAGUAGCAGACAGCUUUGAUUCAAAGCCGUUAAGACAGCCACUACUAGAGUUUGGAAAAUGAUUAGUAAUCAGUGAUUCCAACUGGUAACCAAAGGAACUCGAGACAAAAACAUGCCAAAUAGAUUGCUUACACAAACAGCACUGCAAGAAAUGUAUUUUAUUAGUUCCUUCAGGUUAAAAAUCCCCAAUGAUUGUUGUAAAUCAGGUUUUCUCAGUUUAAUAGAAUUAAUAUCAGGGUUUAUAAUUUGUCUACAUUUUAAAAUUCUUUGUCCACAGUGGCCAUAUUCUUCAUACGUGGGAGAUUUUAUGGAUAAAAAGCUUUUACAUUUUGACUUAGAUUGGUAUAAAAGGCUCCUCCAGCAUUCUGCUGCUUGAAGCACUUAGUUUGAACACUAAAUUCAAUUGAUCAAAUAGACAUUAGACAAUGGAAACAUUUCCCAGUAACCACCAAGUAUGAUACAGAAAUACAAAAUCAAUGUCCACAGAUUAUUUAUUGUAUAAUUUGUGUUAAUGAUAUAUAGCUGUAUGAAUUUCUGACGUCUGUCUGUCAGAAAUUCAUACAGCUAUAUAUGGGAUUGCAGUUUUAUAGUCACAUGUACUCAGGGAUAGUGUUCACAACACUCAUGAAUUACUUUUUCUAAAUGUAUGUAAACUUACUGUACUACAAAAGAAAAGUGAAGAAGAGAAGAGCUGUUAUAUGCAUUGAACAUAGACCCCUACUGGCACAAACCGACGCUAGGCUUAUGGCAUAAAAGAAACUGCACACAAAAUCAUUUAAUGUCAGUGCUUUAUAUUCAAAAGAUUAAUUUUGUGUGGAAUAUCACUUGGAAAUUGCCAAUACAACAGGAGUACAAACAUGUGCAAGGGAUAAAUCCUGUUAUAGAAAUGUAAUGCCAAAAAACUGCAAUAUGUCUUCACUGUAUAGAAUGUAUCAACACUAUGAACAACUAUGGAUCAGCAUGAUUGUAAAGCCCUGUGUGUCUUUAAAUAUGGUAUGUGUACAGUAAAGCCAACAUUUGAUGUUCAAGCUUAUAAUUACGAAAUAAUUGUUAUUUCAUUUUGUAAGAUGUAAAUUAUUGUUCAUAAAAAAGUGUUAAUCAGAAAUGUGCUGUCUUACUGAUGUACAUUUACUGAUUUAAUUAUUUUAA
Eleginops maclovinus (Patagonian blennie) is the source of this 4781-nucleotide messenger RNA. RefSeq names its product neuronal guanine nucleotide exchange factor (gene ngef). Gene Ontology annotation, biological process: activation of GTPase activity. Bases 302 to 2587 code for a protein of 761 amino acids. The record is from RefSeq and is a predicted model, not a curated record. The transcript has 15 exons. Lineage: Eukaryota; Metazoa; Chordata; Actinopteri; Perciformes; Eleginopidae. Gene Ontology annotation, molecular function: guanyl-nucleotide exchange factor activity; protein binding.